CUACGAGUUCAAAUAUUCGGUGCACAUGGUCUAACUGGAAAAGAUCGAAAUGGAUUUUCGGAUCCUUUCUUCAUCGUAAACUUACCUGGAGCACCUCCAAAUGCACGCGAUAGACAUCAUUAUCGUCGAACGACGCCCGUUCGUUCUAAAACUUUGGACCCCGAAUGGAAAGAUGGAGAAGCAACAUUUGAUUGGGAUAUCACGCAAGAAUGGCUUGCUCCGCUUAAUGCUGAAACAUCGGAUUUCGAGGAAAAUGUUGUCGCAAUCGAUCAUGCUUCAAAAUCUGGUACACAAACACCAGCUGAACAACCUGUUGCCUCCUCUUCAAAUCUGCUGACCAUUCCAACAACGGAAACAAUCACCCCGGCCAAUGCGACUACCUCAGCCGCACCCACAAAUCAAAGGCCAUCUAAUGUACGCAAGAUUUCUGCUGCUACUGGCCGUUUAUUGAUAGCACCCGUACGUAUGUCUGCUCGAGGUGCAAUGGCAACAGGCCGUGUGGUAAAGCGUGGAGGUAAUUCUGUACGCAAGAAUGGCAGACCUCGUCCGUUACGAUUAGGAAAGAAUCAACAAAUGCAACAUGGACAUGCACCUGCCGGUAGUGCAACUCUUGGAAGAGGUGGAAAACUUGAACAACAUGCAGUAAGCGCGAUCGAGUUUGUUUGUUGGGAUAAAGAUAAAUGGAGCGGGAAUGAUUAUAUGGGCGAAUGUAGUCUUUUGAUCAACGAUUGGAUUCCUGAUGGAAAGACGGCUGAUUGGACGCAAAGUGAACCAAUCGCUCUUCCACUCGUUUCUACAAGAAGAAACGCAAAAGUUAGCGGUGAGGUCAUUGUCAAGAUCGGAUUUAUACCCGCAAGCACUCAGUCUGAUUCAGCUGAUGAACUGUAUGUUCGUUUACUCGAGGCUCAUUCUCGAACCGCUGGCUUGGGUAUUCGCUCCGUUCCUGCUGAUCAAUCGGUCGGAACGGCCGGACCUACUGAAGCAUUCGUAGAUGAUGGUCUGAGCAGCGAUAGUGAAGAGGAAGAAUUGCAGGAAGAGUUACUGUCCGAUGACGAAGACAGUCGCAGUGUGUCAUCUGAUGAAGGCGAUACAGCAACAACUGAAACGGAUGAUCCAUAUGAGACCGAUCAAAGUGCAGCACAAGUUCCGACUCAUCCAAAAGUUUUACAUCAUCAUCACCACCACCACCACCAUCGCCAUCAUCACCAACAUGGCAAGGAAAGAUCCGGCCAUACUUCCGAUCAGGCGGUACACACCGAUUCGGAGGCAGUCAGCUCAACUUCUGCCACGGGAGAAACGCAAAAGAAUCGAAGAAGAUUCUUGCCCACCUCUUUGCGUAAAUCUCGCUCUUAUCUUCAUCAAGAUCCUAUGGCUGCCGCCGGUACUGCAACGCCGGGCAGCGGUGCAACAAGCGACGUAGCUGAUGAAGGCUCUUUGGGAGAUGCAUCCCCAUCCCCACGACGCAGACGUAGAAUGCCAGGCGUUCGUCGUCGCAAGAGAGAUGCUUCACAAGCAGAUGGGACCACCACCACCACGAAGGUUGGCCGAAAAGAACGCAGAAUGAAACGAAGAGAAGAACGUCAAAGGAGACAAGAUUUCGCGUUCAAGGCAGAACAAGGUCGUGACAUUAUUGGAAUUGUUCAGCUCGAAGUAAAAGGAGCAAAAGAUUUACCUAAAUGGAAGAACAGUCUUGGAACUUCGUUUGAUAUGGAUGCUUUUGUCAUUGUGAGCUUUGGUCAAAGAAUCUUUCGAACGCGUGUUGUGCGACAUUCACUUAAUCCGACUUGGGAUGAAAAGUUGCUGUUCCAUGUCAGAAGGCAUGAAGCCAAUUAUGUGACCAAAUUGGCCAUCUAUGACUGGGAUAAGCUAUCCUCCAACGACUAUGUUGGCGAAACAGAAAUACACAUCAGCGACUUGGUGGAGAAUGCUCCCAAGCCGAAUCCCGAUACUGGUCUUUACGGAAGCGAUGAAGUGACUCAACCGGAAAUGACAAAGUUCGAACUACCGCUCAUUCGUCGUGAAGAUGGAUCGACAAAAAGUCUUGGAAAUCAUGCUCCAAUCUUAACCGUUCAAGCUCGCUUUACACCCUACGCUGCACUAAGACAGCGUUUCUGGCGUCAAUUGAUCCAUCAAUAUGAUUCAAAUGAUAGUGGAACCCUGAGUAUCUUGGAAAUCAUGUCAAUGUUGGACAGUCUGGGAAGUACACUUACACCUCAAACGAUCGAAGCAUGGUUCAGCAGAUUUGGUAAGAAUGGAGAAGAGGGUGACGAAUUGACCAUCGAUGAAGCCAUUAGCGCUCUGGAAGCGGAAAUCGUUAAGCCCAACAGCCAGAAGCGGGUUGUAGAUCAAGCAACUGCAUUCGGUGGCUUGGAUUCGAUCAAUGCUUCCUCUCUUGAUCCCAACAGUGGUGCACAUACGCCAAGUAUUGAGAGCGGUUUGCAGGGUGAUAUGCUCACUUUGACUUCUUCGAACGAUUUUGCUGGACCUCAGGCUCCCUCGGCCACGGAGAAAGAGCUAGCUGCUCAAGGUCAUACAACGACGUCUGCAACGAUGGAUGCUGCACAACCUUCUCGCGGUACAUUUGCAAGGCACGUCAUACACGAUGAAUCCAAAUUGUCGGUCUUUAGUACUGCCACUUCAUCAAGUGCCUCUUCAACACGAGGUGCAGGCCAUUCCACCGAUGCUUUAGAGAGUAGCAAAGAUACAUCGCAAUCCGAUGAAGGACAAGUGGAAAGAGUGAUCAUGUUGAAGAGUUGUCCGAUGUGCAGAAUGCCAAGACUUAGUAAGAAAGCAGAAGUUGAUAUUGUCACGCAUCUAGCCGUCUGUGCCAGUCAAGAUUGGAGAAGGGUUGAUUCAAUGAUGGUCGGAAAUUACGUCACAGCCAUGCAAGCCCAUCGUAAAUGGGUAACAAAAGUGAUCAGUAAGAUCAGUCAAGGUCAAUAUCAAUUAGGAGCUAAUAGCGCAAACAUCAUCGUUCAAGAUCGUCAAACGGGUGAAAUGUUGGAAGAGAAGAUGCAAGUGUAUGUCCGACUAGGUAUUCGUUUGCUUUACAAAGGUGCACGAUCACGUAUGGAAGGUGCAAGGAUCCGAAGAAUGUUGAAGAAUAUGAGUGUUAAACAAGGUGCAAAGUUCAAUUCUCCUGCCUCAGCGCGAGAAAUUCUACACUUUAUCGAAUUUCACUCGCUGAACACAAGUGAAGUCCGUGAACCGUUGGACAGCUUCAAAACAUUCAACGAAUUCUUCUAUCGCAAACUCAAAGAGGACGCUAGACCUGUCGAUGAUGUUGACGAUCCCAAUACUUUGGUUAGUGCUGCUGAUUGUCGUUUCAUGGCUUUCAGUACGGUUGAAGCGGCUAUGCAAAUUUGGAUCAAAGGUCGAGAAUUCACCAUCGAACGAUUACUGGGUAAUGGAUUCUUGGGAUCCAAACAAGACUUGGAUGCAUACCGCCACGGAGGAGGCCUUUCAAUCUUCCGCUUGGCACCACAAGAUUAUCAUCGAUUCCAUUGUCCAGCAGAUGCAGUCGUCGGAAAGAUUACUACGAUUGAAGGACAGUACUAUACUGUCAAUCCCAUGGCGAUCCGAAGUGCGAUUGACGUUUACGGUGAAAAUGUUCGUGUUGUGGUUCCUUUCCACAGUCAAGAAUUUGGAUUGUUCUAUUGCGUUUGCAUAGGCGCAAUGAUGGUAGGAUCAACGAUUAUGAGCGUAAAAGAAGGUGAUCAUGUCAAACGUGGUCAAGAGAUGGGAUAUUUUGCCUUUGGUGGAAGUACUCUUGUGCUCGUAUUUGAACAAGGUCGAGUUCAAUUUGAUGAAGAUCUUUUGCAAAAUUCCGAAAAGGCGAUCGAAACACUUGUUCGGGUUGGAAUGCGAAUCGGAAGAAGUACCACUAGUGCCGAACAA
Molecule: messenger RNA, 3897 nt
Organism: Meira miltonrushii
Lineage: Eukaryota; Fungi; Basidiomycota; Exobasidiomycetes; Exobasidiales; Brachybasidiaceae
Exons: 1
Biological process (GO): phospholipid biosynthetic process
Molecular function (GO): calcium ion binding; phosphatidylserine decarboxylase activity
Source: RefSeq, a predicted model, not a curated record